Molecule: messenger RNA, 10468 nt
Organism: Osmia lignaria (orchard mason bee)
Lineage: Eukaryota; Metazoa; Arthropoda; Insecta; Hymenoptera; Megachilidae
Source: RefSeq, a predicted model, not a curated record
UGUUUCAAGCGGUGCAGUGUUUGACGCGCAGUCGAAGGAGGCUAGUCAAAGGGAGUAGUAGAGGCGUACGGUGGGUCGCGCGACGUUGGUGAAUUAAACGAUAUAAUGUGAGUAGUGAUAAAUUAGUAUAAUAUGGUGCAUAAUAACCGAAUUGUAAUCGGAAUCGUAAACGCGCGCGGUAAUGUGAGCAAAAAGUAAAAGGCGAGAAGAAAAAAGUGCAGUGACUCGACAUUUGAUUGGUGGUGCACACAGAGCGGGGCCCUUCGUGUACACAUCCAUGUACUUACGUAUAUACACAUGCUCAUAUACAAAAGGCUCACACGACAACCCUUUCUCUUUGUUUCUCUUUCGCUCUCUCCUCUCCGUCUGACGUUCUUUCUGCAUUCCUGCAGUAGCUUGCACGUAGUUGCAUUUUUUUUUCUUUUUCCCUCGUUUUACUUGCAAUUUACGACCGCACCCCCUUCGAUUCGGUAUCCGCCACGUUCUGUACUUUCCUAGUUUAUUUAGAAACGGUAGUUGUCUUAUCAUUUACCCGGCUUGCUUACUGGAAUUCGAUCGCGUACUGCUACAAUCGUAAUUUGUACAAUCUCUUUCCAUGCGUACAGAGAAAAGACAAAGAGAAUCAACUUUUAUGAUCCGUUCGGUAUUCUAAAUGAACGUACAACAUAAUCCGUAGUCUCUAUGUUUUACUUUCUGUAACUUGCAAAACGUUCGAUCAAUUCCAAAUGUUUGCGUUUGUAGGAUCGAAUUGGUAUCUUUCUUUGUUUACUUUCGCAGUGCCGCGACCGGAGGGUACGUACGUGAUGCAUUAUUAAACAACAUAACUUGAUCGUGUUUGCAAUACGUAGGAGUAGACACAUAACUACGCAAUGAAACUAGCCGCAUUAUCGUAGGUGUUUUAGGUUACGAUAAAUAUCAGUACGGAACGGGAAUCUUGUAAUCGCUUAUCUGUCAGCUGACGACGAGUCAGCCAUGUCGUGUUACCUCGCGAUCAUUUCCGUGUGCGUCUGUCAUGGAAGUUUUGAAUCAUCUUUUCACGUACGAUCUCUCUAACGCCGAUUGCUAAAGAUCAAGAACAGAUUCCGCUUCCGGAAACCGCAUUAUGCUGUGAUGACAGACUGACAGUAUCAGAAUCAAAUCAAAUAGCAAGCAGAGAUUCAUAAAAAAAAAAAAUAUGGAUCACCAACAACCAGGUCGAAAGCAGACGAUGAAUCUGUCGGAGAUGGCGAUAGCCAACGACAUGUUCGAUCAAUUUUGCAAUGCGACCACUUUAAAGUCGAUACUAGGACACUUCAGGGACCUCUGCGAGAUACUGAAAAUCAGGCCAAACACGAUCGCUCAAUUCUACCCGAAAUUGAAAGCGAAGCUUCGUACCUGGAAGGCUCAAGCUCUAUGGAAGAAAUUCGAUCAAAGAGCCAAUCACAAGUGCUACAACCGUGGAAAGGCAUGCCCCAAUACAAGGGUAUUGAUCAUCGGGGGAGGACCUUGCGGGCUUCGUUCGGCGAUAGAAGCGCAAUUGUUAGGAGCGAAAGUCGUGGUGGUUGAAAAACGAGAUCGAAUGUCCAGGAACAACGUUCUUCAUCUUUGGCCGUUCGUUAUUCAAGACCUCCGUGGAUUGGGAGCGAAGAAAUUCUUCGGAAAGUUUUGCGCUGGCUCCAUCGAUCACAUCAGCAUCCGGCAACUUCAGUGCAUCUUGCUAAAAGUCGCUUUGAUCCUUGGCGUUGAGUUCCAUGAAAGUGUAAGCUUCGAUUCUUUGAUACCACCGCCGGAGAACCAGGAAGAAGGCAAAAUUGGCUGGAGAGCAAAAACGACACCGUCCGAUCAUCCAGUCUCUCAGUACGAAUUCGACGUAUUAAUCGGUGCUGACGGUAAAAGGAACACCCUGGAAGGUUUCAAGCGCAAGGAAUUUCGAGGUAAACUGGCUAUCGCUAUAACGGCGAAUUUCAUAAACAAGCGAACCGAGGCAGAGGCACGGGUGGAAGAGAUCAGCGGAGUGGCCUUUAUCUUCAAUCAGAAGUUCUUCAAAGAAUUGUACCUGGAGACUGGUAUCGAUCUGGAAAACAUUGUGUACUACAAGGAUGAUACUCAUUAUUUUGUCAUGACUGCCAAGAAACACAGUCUCAUAGAUAAAGGAGUGAUUCUGCAGGAUCACGCAGACACGGCAAAAUUGCUCGCAAAAGAGAAUGUAGAUCGCGAGGCAUUGAUGCAUUAUGCUCGAGAGGCGGCUGAAUUCUCCACCGAAUACCAAAUGAUGGAUAUGGAAUUCGCAGUGAACCAUUAUGGCCAACCGGACGUAGCUAUGUUCGAUUUCACGUCAAUGUACGCGGCGGAGAAUGCUAGCCGAGUUUUGGAACGACGGGGUCACAGAUUACUUAUGAUCCUGGUUGGCGACAGCUUGCUCGAGCCGUUUUGGCCAACAGGAUCUGGUUGCGCGAGGGGAUUCUUAAGCUCUUUGGAUGCUUGUUGGGCGAUUAAAGGAUGGGGCGCCUCAGUAUCACCAUUGGAAGUGAUUGCAGAACGAGAAUCCAUUUAUAGGCUACUCGGGCAAACCACUCCUGAGAAUCUGAAUAGAGAUUACGCAGCAUACACUUUAGAUCCUCAUACGAGGUAUCCUAAUUUAAACGUAUCUUCCGUGACGCCGAUACAAGUUCGAAGUCUCCUAGACACAGAUGACCCGGACAGCAUUAAACAGCCUCCCGUGCAAUCCGACAUCGACAUACCUAAAAAACGACGUCGUCGUGAUCUCCGUGGAGAUACACAAGUGCAUCCGGACACGCUGCUUCGUUGGUUGCAAAAACAAGUCGCGCUUUACGACUCGAUUCAAAUCGAAGACAUGGGUGCCUCCUUUAAGAGCGGUCUGGCUAUUUGUGCGAUCAUUCACAGAUACUGUCCAGAUUUAAUAGAUUUUCACAGUUUAAACCCAAACGAUCCUAUAACGAACAACCAGCUGGCCUUUGAUAUUUUAGAGAAAGAACUGGGCAUACCUCCGAUAAUGACAGGAGAGGAAAUGGCUCAAUGCGACGUUCCCGAUAAACUCGCCAUGUUUUCCUACCUCACACAGAUAUACGAAGUUUUCCGCGGUGAAAUACCAUACAUAAAACAUCCGAAAUUAGAACCUGAAAACGAUGAAAGGCCGACGCAUAGUAAGCAAUUGAGCCAAUUAACACCUGACCAAAAGGUUCAGUUAAUUGACCGUAUCGUCAGGCAGGAUAGCGGUACAAGAACGAGACACUCACGAUCGCGACAUAACGAAAAUAUGAACCCAGCGGAUAAAAAGAGCGACACGAUUAGCCGACGUUCUCGAAAAAGAAGAAGCACGGAGAAGAUGGGCGCGACGGUGGAGGAAAGACAGAAGAGACUCGCGGACAUAGAGAAAAAUCGUGCUGAACGUAUGAGAAGACGGCAAUAUUUGCGAUACAUGGCGACGCAGCAAUUCUACAAAAGUAUGCAGAUGCUUCAAGCAAAUGCUAAACGCGAGAAAGACGAGCCAUUCGAAGAUUAUUCGAUAUUCUUAUACCGGCAGACAGCACCGGAUUUCAAGGAUAGAGUGAAAUACCUUGAACAGAAAAUAUUGUACCCAGAUAGAGAACCCAAGAUACAUGCUGGUCAUCGUAGAAACAGUAUAGAUGAAGAAUUCUCUGGCAGAAUAAAAAGCAUCGAGGAUAAGCUGAAAGGAUCUACUCCGUCUGAAAAGAAGCCUAGAGAUCUUCUACGUGCCAUUGGUAAAAUUGAGAAGACCGACUGGAAUGUGAAGGAGAUCGAGAAGAAAAUUGAAGAGAAUAAAAUGGGUCGUUCGGUUCGACACGAAAAAAUGGAAAGGGUACCGAAGUGGAGUCGAGAGCAGAUAUCUAUAUGCUUCAUUCAGUUUUUAGCUCGACAAAUCAAGAUGGAGAAGAAGGGACGGGAUCAGAAGGAGUCAGAUAGUAAGUACGCUGAUAUUGACAGUACCCUGAAGAAUAUUGACAGGAAGAUCAAAGAGGGUAAUGUCCUUGGUCACAAUAAAGUCUCGGCUAUGGCCGAGCAGUUUUCGAAUAAAAGUCAGGACGCGGAGCCCAAGGUGCAGAAAUCGAAUACUAAACCCACGAUAACAUUACCCGCGCAAGGAGGUUCAGAGAUGUGUCAUUUCUGCAACAAGAGGGUUUAUUUGAUGGAGAGACUUAGCGCUGAAGGGAAAUUUUUCCAUCGUGGUUGUUUCCGUUGUGAAUAUUGUUCUACCUCAUUAAGAAUAGGAAAUCAUACGUUUGAUCGGGAGAAGAAUGGCGGAAGAUUUUACUGUACGCAACACUUUGGUUUCUCAGGAACAUUGAAAGCUCGUGCUGAGAAGAAGAGAAUUGCAUCAGUGAACAAAGAGAACAUACCUAAUUCCCCUGUAAAUAUAAAAACACCUGAAAAAGCGAAAGCACCUCUGGAAGGCGUUGUCGGUCUAGAUUUACUUGAUCGCGGUCAGACACCUGAAAGAAUAGAAUUUGAAAACUUGGCAGAAAUGUCAGAUGCUGAAGAACCUCAAAGUCAAAUAGACGAAGAUGUAUGGACAGAUAGAAAUUUCGGUGCUUCUACUGCUGAGAUGGGCUCUAGUGAUGAUAUCUCAGACAUGAGUGACUCGGAUGACGAUAAUGAAGUAUACGAAGAAGCAAUAGACCAACCACUGACAACUGAAGGGACUCUUGAACUUGCUAAAAAUUGGACGUUAAGAUAUUCUCAUCCUCAUGCUACUUUGGGUCAGUCUGAUACUGGAAGCAACGAGUAUGAAGAUUCCAGUGACGAAUAUACUAACGAAGACGACGAAAGUACGACUGCCACAGAAGAUGAAGAUGACAUACGUGCUCGGGAGCUGAGAAAGCAAGAAGUCUGGCUGAAGAAUCCUACGCGCAGCUCCGACACGGACAGCGGUUCGGAAACGGAGGUUGCCUCCAACGAAGGUACAUCAGAUGAGAGCGAGGAGAACUCGGCCACGGAGAUAUCAACCGAUUCUGAAUUUGAACACGAUGGUGCCACUCCUACUCUCCAUAAGAUCCCAGAAAUCACAAUCAACGACUCGUACAUUCGAAAAACCAGGGGAAAUUACGUAGAGCCAAAGAAAGUUCAAGUGAAGAGCAAAGUUAUAUCGUCGGUUAAUGGAAACCUUAAGCAAGAUAAGGAUCCCGAUGAGAAAUUACAGAUGAAAGCGGAUCAUAGCAAACACCCUCCUCGCGCAGGGAAAGAAAGUACCUUGAACGAACAAGAAAGCAAUAAUACAAAUAGAGUUCCUUUAAUGAAUCCACGUAAAGGAGAUUAUCUAUUGAAUCGCACUCAUUCGACGGAAGGUAUCGCGUCCAAGUUAUCUUUAGAAUUAAAGAAGAAGUAUUUACUGGGUGGCUCUGCUUUCGGUGGCUCCGUUAUGAAAUCAGGAUCAGCUUCAAAUGUAGAUACUCAACUGAGGAAUCUAACCGAUGCCAUUUCUCAGCAUCAGAAACUCUUGAAUCCUGCGCCAGAACCAAGUCCUACGAUGCAAGCAUUUCUGCAAGGAACCAGUAAACUGCGAUCAAGCAACGCCCAAUUGUCCCCGAUAUCACCCACAGCGAUCUUCUCUUCUUCUCCUGUAAAAUCUUACUCCGCGAAUCGUUCAUCCCAGAAUUUAUUGAACAAUGAUAAUCCAAUGUACAAAGCAACGAUUCUGCCUGAAAUGUCGAAAACCCAGUUGCCGGAUUUAGUCAAAGAGUCGAGUAUUCUAAAGUCAAAGACUGCGCCCAACAUUGUCUGCGGCGAAUCGAAAAGCACGGCGAGUAAAGAAUUAACAAAGGAACAGGUGUCGUCUAGUCAAACGGCCACGAUGGUCAACAGCACCCAAACGAUGGAAAAUGUAAAGAACUCUCAGAACGUGGAUACUAAUGAAAGCAAUGGUUUUCGGCCAAGAAGUCCUCUGCACGAGACCUCCAUCAUUGUGCCACAGGUUGAUUGGAACAAAAGGAAGGCAGAAGCCAAGGAGACAGUUAGCAGCGAAGACUCGGAGAUAGACAGCGAUUCCUUGUCUUCCACCGAUGGCGAAGCUGAAGAAGGUGCACAGAAUCAACAGUUGUCUGCUGUAAAUUUGUCCCCGCCACGAUUACAGAUUCACAGUACAGAUGGGGAUCUAUUAUUGGACGAACAGGCUGACAGGUAUAAGGACUUUGACGAUGCCCAAUCCUUCGAACCAGACUCCAUAGAAUGUCCGUUUCUACGAGACGAAGAGACGAACGAUAACAUAAUCACGUCUGCUGAUCCGGUGAGCAGUAUGAACAAAACAUCAAUGGAACUGGAAAUAGUGAAAAAUGAAAUCGAACACUUGGAAUUGCAGGACGAUAAUAAGAAGAGUAUCAGCAACUGCAGCACCCCAACGUCUGUAGCUUCUACUGUAUCGAAUAAACAGGAUGAUUCCGAAGAGAACGACGUGACCACUGCUGCUUUCACUGAAACUGAAUUCUCAGAAUGGGCUCGCGACGGAGAGGUACUUGUCUCGGACGACUUGCGAGACGUCGAAUUUAAUAUAAAUCCGGAAUUCAUAACCACUAGAAGAAACGGUACGUUGUUAGGGAAAACGAGAAAUUCAAGCAUCACCAUAGCGAAAGAGGAAGAUCUGACGGACAUGGAGCUAGAUCCUAUGAAGUAUAACAGGAAGCUGGAGAUUCCUGUUAACGACACCUCGAAGCUUCUAGCUAACGGUGAGAAUAUUGAUUUCAUGGAUACAGACAAUGAUUCUUUGUUAGACGAUAGCCUGCAAGACGCUUCUAACAUGGUUAUACUUAAGAAUAGAGGAUACGUGGAGUUUGUGAACAUCAAGAGCGCUCCGACCUCUUCGAGUUCCCAAGAGAGAUUGAUUACCGACGCUCCGAUAGCACAAUUGGACGCAGAGAACGAUUCGUGUUCCGAGGAAGAAGCUUACAACGAUAGGAACGUGAUAGAAAUUAAUCCUGUUACUAUGGACGACGUUAUGAAUAAAUUAAACGGUACUGUAACGAAGACGGAAAAUGAAAUUGUGGAAAAGGCAGAUGCGAAAGAGAAUUCUGUUCAACACGAUCAACCUCCUGUGGAAGCUGUAAAUAAAGAACUGUUCCAGUCGAUGGAGGAGGAUAGUUUGCUGAUCGUUGAACCGGCUGAAGAUACAACCACCAGUGAAGUAAUCACGAUCCUUGCCAGUCCGGUGAAUCCACAAGUUUCUAUUGUUCCAACUCAGAUUCAAGAGGCCAGUCAGGAAGAAGAACCGAAAACUGCGGCCGAUUCAAGCAACCCGGACUAUCUGGAAUAUGUUAAACGAUUGCAGUCUAGAAUCGCAGAAUUUAGUAAUGCCAAAGACUCCAUUGAUGUGAGGAAAUCGAAGAGGAAGAACUCGAAGAGUUCUAUACAAACGCGUACUGCUGAAAUGAUAGCAGAAGAAAUCAAGAGUCAAGAUGCCAUCAUAAACAACAGCUUCAAUUCACCAGCUACCUCGAGAAAAUUGGAAGAAAUUACGAGAGAAAGGUCUAAACAAAAGAACGUUAUACAAGACUUAUUGAUGGAUAAAGUAGAAGCUCAUAAGCAGAAGUCUGCGGAGAAGAAAGCAAGAAGGGCCGCUAGAGCGUCUUCAUUUACAUCUACUCCUGUUUUAUCACCGAUAAGGCCACCUGUUUCUAAUACUUCGUUGGUUAACAAAUUCACACCUACGUCCAUAGUAACACCUGAAAACAGUCCUCUGCGAACUACUUUUGCAGAUGCCAAAAAGUGUCUGGAAACUGAAGAGACACAGCGAAGAGAAGAAGAAAUAAACGAAGGGAGCAAGAAGAAUGAAAUUCAAUCUUCUGAGAAUGCUUCGUUGACCGAGGCAAAUAACGAGGCAGAAAACAAUUUCAAGACACCAGUUGCUCCGCCGAGAUUGAAACAUGAAGAGGUAAGAAGGACAGCAGAAAAGGCGAGACAAGAUGCCAGAGAAAGAGCCAGGUUGAAAAGCGACGAGGACCUGGGUCUCAGCCCUGAGGACAAGAUAAAAGAAUUGAGGAUGAAAGUUGCACGAAGGCAGCUUUCAAUGGAAGAGAGGAAAAGCAAAGAGGAAACACAGCCUGAACCUCGUAUGAGACUUUAUAGCUCUGGGGAAAAUAAGACUGGAUUAAAGUUGCAGACAAGUAAAAGUACAGAUAACAUGAAGGCUGUAGUGGAGGCAGUAAAUUUCAGUGGUCUAUCUACAGCUAACACAAAGUCAAUGGAUGAACUUCUACGUACCAGUGGUUCUCCAAAAUCCAAUACCUCUAUCACCGUUGUGAAAAGAGAUAAGAAGCAGAAAACAAAGGAUCCGGAAAGAAGAAAGAGCAUUAUUCAAGCAGUUUCAGACUUCUUCUUUAAGAAGGAAUCAUCACCUUCACCGUCCAAUCAGAAAGACAAGUUAUCUAUGUUCCGUCUGUCAUCAAAAUCAAAAGGCAAAUUAUAUAAAUCGUAUUCGGAAGGGUCAGAUCUUGAUAAAAUUGUACCACCAAAGACUAACACGAGACCAAAAAGUGUCUGCGAGGGUAUGCUCACUAGAAACUUCCUGAACGAAAAUGCACCUCCAAUUCCACCGCCGCCCCUUAAUUAUACUAUUCCCACUACACAUGUAUCAGAUGACAGUUUAUCAGAAGAUGAUACAAAAACAACUGCAGUGUCAACAUCUUGCAUGCAUAAAGCUACAGUAACUGAAGGUUCAUGCAAUAGCAUUUCACGUAAAACAAAAACUACAAAACGAAUAGCUAGACAAGCACAAUUAAAAAGAUUACGUAUGGCUCAAGAGAUACAAAGAAAAUUAGAAGAAACGGAAGUUAAGCAAAGAGAAUUAGAAAGCAGAGGUGUUAGCGUUGAAAAGGCUCUCCGUGGAGAAGGCGAAUGCUCCGAUCGAGAAGAAGCAGAUUUGCUUAGAGAGUGGUUUGAUCUUAUGAAAGAACGCACAGAACUGCGUAGAUAUGAAAAGGAACUUUUAGUUAGAGCUCAGGAAGUUCAACUUGAAGAUCGUCAUGAAAGAUUGCAGCAGGAAUUGAGAGAACGCUUAGCUGAUGAUGAUAACAAAAAGACCAGUGAUGACGUGAAAAAGGAAGGGGAAAUUUUAACUGAAAUGCUGGAAAUAGUCGCGAAGCGAGAUUCACUCAUUGCCCUUUUAGAAGAAGAGCGACAAAGGUAUCAAGAUGAAGAUCGUGACCUUGAAGCUCAAAUGUUGGCUAAAGGCCUCAGAUUAACACCAAUUAAAAAAUGUGGUCCUAAAUAUUCGGUUUAAUAGGAAUCCACAGCCUUUGUACAUAUGCUCCAUCCUAUAUUUUCAUUAAUCAAUUUUAAUAUACCAUUAAAUUAAUUAUACUGUAAAUAAGAAACAGAUCUUAUACGAAAUCAAGUUACAUAAAUCAAAUUUUAUGUUUCAUACAAUUUUUACAAUAUGCUGAAUCAUGAAUUGAAUUAUAGGUCAUUCACUACUAGAUUUUUUGUGAACAAGAUCAACUGCUUAAUUUUACACCUGUGACUUUUAUAAAUCGUAUUUAUUUAAAUCUAUAAACGUUAUUUAUAUAUGGUUUUAAUAUUUGUUUAUUUACAGUAUAACAUCUUUAUGUAUCAUAUAUCAUGAACUUUUUUUAAAUAGUCAAAUUGCAAGGAAUUGUAAUAUAAAUGACCUCAGUCCUCGAUGCUUAAUGUUUAAGAUAAGUUAAAUCAUGAAUAAUAUCACGAUUAAUAAUAUUUAUAUAAUUAUAUAGAUUCUUGCACAUAUAUUGUGCAUUCUGUACAGAAAUACAAUGUGACAUAUGGAUUUGAAAAAAAAAUUUAUGAAUACGUAUAUAUUUUGUCACUGCAAAUAUAAACCAUAAUUAUGAAAUAAGUUAUCACAAAGAACAUUCUGCCUUUAUAUAUAAACCAAUCAAACUGUAAUACAUACGAGGACUUAUUGCAAACAUAAAAUGUUGUAUUUUGUAAAUUUAGUAGAGUAUCAGACAAGAAAUAAUAUCUUUUUCAUUACAAUAUUGCAGUGUUUCCUCAUUGCAAUAAUAAAUGAUGUUAGGAUAGAUAUACAUGAUAUGUAUAUUCUCUCAUUAAAUAAAAUGUAUAAAUCUAUUUUUAUGUUUACAAAGAGACUGGUAAACAAACUGUAUGAAGAAUUAUAACAUUUUAAUAAGUCAUAACAAUGUAAAAUUUUAUAUGAAAUACAAGGAAAAUUAGAAAACGAUAUUACAUUUGAAAUUAGAAAAUUUGAAAUUAUUCCCUUGCUACAUGUUCAAUACAUAACAUUUUACAGUAACAGUUGUGUACAUCGAAACAAGCUGCCAAUUUUUAGGCUUAAAUGUUAGCUACAUAAACAGUUAAUUAAAUGUAAAAAUACAAUAACAAUUACAUGAAUAGCAAAGUAAUAUACUUCUCUGUAAAUCUUCAUAUAUGUAAUUAUAAAACAUAAGUAGGUAAUAUAAUAUUUUAAUCAUCAUUGCCAUUUAAAUAAGGACAUGAAUGAAUGUUAAUAAAUUAUUUUUAUGCUUUA